AUGGCUAAAAUCAAUGUCACUUAUGUCACGGAAUUCAUACUCAAGGGGAUUACAGACCGUCCUGAGCUUCAGGGUCCAUGUUUCGUGGUGUUUUUGCUUAUCUAUGUGGUCACAGUGCUGGGCAACAUUGGAUUGAUCAUCUUGAUCAGGACUGAUGUUCGACUCCACACCCCAAUGUACUUCUUCCUCAGUCACCUGGCCUUCGUGGACCUCUGCUACUCCUCGGCCAUUACGCCCAAGAUGAUGGUGAAUUUUCUCGUGGAGCGCAACACCAUUCUGUUUCACGCAUGUGCAGCUCAGCUGGGCUGCUUCCUGACCUUCAUGAUCACUGAGUGCUUCCUGCUGGCCUCCAUGGCCUACGACCGCUACGUUGCCAUCUGCAGCCCCCUGCGCUAUUCAAUACUGAUGUCAAAGAGAGUCUGCUUCCAACUGGUGGCGGUGCCCUACGUCUACAGCUUCCUGGUGGCACUCUUCCAUACCAUUAUCACCUUCCGCCUGGUUUACUGUGGCCCCAACAUCAUCAAUCAUUUCUACUGCGAUGACCUUCCCCUCUUGGCUCUUUCCUGUUCGGACACACACAUGAAGGAAAUCCUCAUUUUUGCGUUUGCUGGCUUUGAUAUGAUCUGCUCCUCGUCUAUCGUCCUCACCUCCUACCUGUUCAUUAUUGCUGCCAUUCUGAGGAUCCGUUCUGCCCAGGGGAGGCGCAAAGCGAUUUCUACUUGUGGUUCCCACAUGGUGGCUGUGACUAUUUUUUAUGCCACACUAAUCUUUAUGUACCUACAACCCAAGUCAAACCACUCCUUGGACACAGACAAAAUGGCUUCGGUGUUUUACACUGUGGUGAUUCCCAUGUUAAACCCGUUGAUCUACAGUCUCAGGAACAAGGAGGUAAAAGAGGCCACAAAGAAAGUUCUUGAACAGUUGGCACCGGCAAUCUCACCACCAUUACAUAUGAGCUUCCCAUUCGCGCAGCUUCAUCUUGCGAUUGUGGUAUCUGGAAACUGA
Messenger RNA from Octodon degus (degu), 1005 nucleotides. RefSeq names its product olfactory receptor 1038. Gene Ontology annotation, molecular function: odorant binding; olfactory receptor activity; G protein-coupled receptor activity. The transcript is spliced from 2 exons. Gene Ontology annotation, cellular component: membrane. Gene Ontology annotation, biological process: sensory perception of smell; G protein-coupled receptor signaling pathway. The coding region runs from base 1 to 1005 and encodes 334 amino acids. The record is from RefSeq and is a predicted model, not a curated record. Lineage: Eukaryota; Metazoa; Chordata; Mammalia; Rodentia; Octodontidae.